GCUGUGUGUAGGUGUUCGGUAAGAGUCGGAGACAUGCGCUUCAUACUUUGCACUGUAGUCCUUCUUAUCUUUAAUAUUUCGGGACAGUUGGGCGAAAGUGUCUCAGAUCCAGGAGACGGAGGUUAUGAGUUCUUUCAUGCAGCAGAUCACUAUGACUUUGCUCUUCUGCUGUCUGGUAUGGAGUCACAGUGUUACUGGCACUUUGCUCAUCAGGACAGGCGCUUUUACCUGACUUACAUGGUUCAGUGGGUGUCUGGGAUGACUGCAAACAGACAUGUGGCAGUUUCUGUUUUCUCUCCUAAGGGCAUUCUCCUUUCCUACACUGAUAACACUAUGGGCCAGAUAAACUUUCAAGUAAAGGAAGCAGGUUUUUACAAGAUGUGUUUUGCCAACUAUCACAACCAUUUCGGUGAUAUGCGAGUCUUCCUGAACUUCGGGGUGUUCUCCGAAGAGGAGGCUGAGACUGAGAGGGAAAAUGAAAUGGAUGAAGAGGUUUUCAACAGCACGCUUUUUAAUAUUAAGGACAUUUCAAAUAAGCUACGCCUUCGAACCCAGCACAUGUGGCGCUUCUAUAACGUAGCACGGAUGCGCAGAGGGGCUGAUUACUUCCUGCUUCAGGCCAAGUCCUACUACGUGAAUGCCUGGUCUGUCCUCCAGAGCUUCGUCAUCAUCAUGGCUGGAUAUCUGCAGCUCUUCUUCCUCAAGAAGUUCUUCAAGACGGAUGAAAACCGACGUUGUUGCUGAGAGAUAGCGAGAGAAUGCUGACACCACAAUGCUGUUUCCUUUGUGUCAUGAUAUAACAGUGAAAGAGGAAGGAAGGAAGAAAACUGUGUGGUCAGAAGACUUUGCUGAAGUCUGUGGCAUUGUUAAUGCCGAGUGUUGACAGUUAAGAGCUUGUAAUACUGUAUGAAUGUACUGUAGAUGUUGUAGAUGUGUUUUUUAUGUCAUGUUGCUAUGGGAAAUAAACAGCAAGUUUAACUUUGAUAAGCUUUAAAUCAAUGCUGGAUAAACUAAUAAAAA
Messenger RNA from Clarias gariepinus (North African catfish), 1020 nucleotides. RefSeq names its product transmembrane emp24 domain-containing protein 6-like. NCBI's taxonomy places the organism in Eukaryota, Metazoa, Chordata, Actinopteri, Siluriformes, Clariidae. The record is from RefSeq and is a predicted model, not a curated record. The transcript has 4 exons. The coding region runs from base 34 to 744 and encodes 236 amino acids. Gene Ontology annotation, biological process: intracellular protein transport; Golgi organization; endoplasmic reticulum to Golgi vesicle-mediated transport. Gene Ontology annotation, cellular component: endoplasmic reticulum; Golgi apparatus; COPII-coated ER to Golgi transport vesicle.